UGAUGCAUAAUAAUUUGUAGGUGGUGGGCCAUGCCAUAUGCGCGAACGUUGUGGCAGCAUGCCUUCUCGGAGCCGCACAAGCAGUGAGGGAUCUGUCCAGAAUGUUCCAAACAAGUUACAGGGCCCUAAUUGCCCCCACCAAAUGGAUGGUCCCAUGGCGAGCUCGCUCUGCCUUCACGUCACACGACCUAAGUCUAUGUACUCCUCUUCUCUAUCAUCGUCGUGCUCUCCGCCUUAUGCUUCUGCCUUGUUCAGAACCUGGAAUGUCGUGUGUUCAUGCACGUACUACAGAUCAGAUCUGUCCUAGUUCAAGUGAGUCAAUGGAAUCCACAGCUUCUACAGAUGAUUUUGAAGGUCUACACUCACAGCCUUCUGACAACAAUGCUGAAGGCCCCUAUGGUUGUGAGGAGAGUUACAUGGCCAUGGGACCGAGACGGACGGUAGAGACCAGUACCAACCACCAGCACCGGGAGCUUCAUCUGCCUCCAUUUUCUCUUCCUAUCAUCAGUGCUCAUCCCAUGAUUUCUUCACAAAAUAAAGGUCUAGUAUCACCAGUCAGUGGCAGUAGUACGGAAGGUCCUUGCAUAUCUUCCCCUCAAGACAACUAUCUGGAGAUGGCCAGUCCUUCUGAGCGUGUGAAUGCUGCUCUUGUCGGAUCUCAUCCAGAACGAGGGAGUUAUCUACGUAUGGACCGGGCCCAGGCCCAACUACAAGGGAACUCAGGACCAGAGAGCUCUGGAUAUUUGUCAAUGGGGCCACUCAGUUCUCCUGGAUCUCUCCUUCCAGCCUGGCCAUCACACUCCUCUAGUCAGGUAUCAUCACCACCUCACUCAGCCAACCACUCACGCAUCCCCAGCCUGGUGGAUGAUACCAUGGACAGCUACCUAUCUAUGGUACCUGGAGGUCAUUUGGGAGAUGCUGCUGUUGGUGAGACCUUUGUCCGGGAACGAUCAGAGGGAUACUUGGACAUGACACCUACACCUGCUGUUCCUACACCUAUCCCUUACAGCCCAUCUGAUGGUGACUCCUUUCCUGAGAUGUCCCCUGGUAGCAGCUGUUCAUUUACAUCUGGAACACCUUCAUCUGAUCAUCGCUUUCCUGAUUUCAUAGCUGAAAAAACUGGAAGUGGUUCAUAUUAUGGCUAUUCUGAAGAUGAUGAUUCCUCACUUGACCGACCUAUUAGAACCAAUUCAGUUGGGUCCAAACCUGAACAGUUUAGAAGUCGGAAAAAUAGGUAAGCCCUAUUAUAUAAUAUGUGA
Homarus americanus (American lobster) is the source of this 1259-nucleotide messenger RNA. RefSeq names its product DNA-directed RNA polymerase II subunit RPB1-like. The record is from RefSeq and is a predicted model, not a curated record. Bases 102 to 1238 code for a protein of 378 amino acids. NCBI's taxonomy places the organism in Eukaryota, Metazoa, Arthropoda, Malacostraca, Decapoda, Nephropidae. The transcript is spliced from 7 exons.